Messenger RNA from Talpa occidentalis (Iberian mole), 8070 nucleotides. RefSeq names its product cell division cycle associated 2 (gene CDCA2). The record is from RefSeq and is a predicted model, not a curated record. Gene Ontology annotation, biological process: regulation of mitotic nuclear division; regulation of chromosome segregation. Bases 352 to 3351 code for a protein of 999 amino acids. Lineage: Eukaryota; Metazoa; Chordata; Mammalia; Eulipotyphla; Talpidae. The transcript is spliced from 14 exons. Gene Ontology annotation, cellular component: nucleus; chromosome.
CCAAUCAUCACGCGGCCUGGGGCGGACUCCCACUAGCCCCGCCCAGGAGGAGGGAGGGAAGAGAGGCGGCCGCGUAGUAGACGGGAAGGGUUAUCCGUCAAUCAGAGCCGAACCUGGAGCCUAACGGCGGCCAGAGCAGCUACUGAGCAAGCGCAAACUCAACAGCAGGUAGCCCUCAUCUGCAUACGGAGGCGGGGUUUAGGGAAGAGGUGGAGAACUGGAAAUGACCAACCCCAGUGAGCGUCUGCCGGAUGUAACCCCGCCCACUCUCUCCGCCCACAAAGGAACGGCGGCAGUUGGGACUGGCUGAUUGGGUAAAAACCUGCCGGACAUUCUGUCAGGAUUGGUGCAAUGAUUCUUUUCGAAGUUUGCAGCAUCCAAUCAAAAGAAAAGGCCUCUUUCACGUUGGGCAGUAAAUUUGUAACUCCUCAUAAGGAAGCAGCAGAAGUGACUCCUAAUCUUUGCACACCAGACACCUUUAAAUCGCCUAUGAACUUUUCCACUCUAACUGUAGAGCAAUUGGGAAUCACACCUGAAAGCUUUGUAAAAAACUCUUCAGGAAAGUCAUCAUCCUACCUUAAAAAAUCCAGACGUCGCUCUACAGUUGGUGCUCGGGGUUCUCCUGAAACAAAUCAUCUUAUUCGUUUCAUUGCUCAGCAGCGGAAUUUGAAAAAUGCAGGGAAGUCUCCUUUAGUGCACAAUUCCCCUUUUCAGAGCAGCCCUGGUCUGUAUCGAAAUGUUAAUUCUUUAAGGGAACGAUUAUCCUCCUUCCAGUCAGCUUUUUGCUCCAUAAAGGAAAAUGAGAAAAUGACUGACGACCCUGAAUUCUCAGAGGCAGGAGGAGAGUUUGAGACAGCAGACAUGCCCAAAAAACAAAGUGUCGGUGAGUGUCAACAGUCUGAGUUCCCUGCGAAGUUAUCAUCCAAACGUCGGAGAAUAUCCUCACAGAGCAACUCUGAAGAGAGUCUAACUGAUGCACUUAACCUCCAGAUCUUCAGUGUUGUCACUUCUGCCAAUACAGACAGAAUAUGUGCUGCUGAAACAUCUCUUGCCAAAGUUUCCGAGAAAUCUUCUGAGUCUUGUUUAACACAAUCUGGAUAUUUGGUUGAAGAGUCUGUUCCAAUUUUAAAUCUCACAGAGGCUUCAAGUGGAAUCAAGGUUGCUAACUGCGCAGAGGACAAAGGAUCAAGUGGCACUGUUUCAUUUGGCAAAUUCAGGGAAGUGAGCACAGACACAGGCCUGGGAGUCAAGUCCCCAGUUGCUCCAUUGUGCAAGAGGGACAUUCCAUCCUCAGAAACCUUCAUACUUCGCUCUGUGCUGAAGAAACCUUCAUUGAAACAGUUUCAAGAAAGUCUACAGGAACACUGUGGCAAUCUCUGUGAAGGUGGGACUCAUCCCAACUUAAUCUCAAACCUUGUAAACUGUUGCAAAGAACAAAAGGCAGACAGUCAAGAAAGUUAUAAAGUACCGGCCUUUCUAAAUAUGAGGAAGAGGAAGAGAGUUACUUUUGGAGAGGACCUAAGCCCUGAAGUGUUUGAUGAGUCUUUGCCAGCAAACACUCCGUUGCGCAAAGGCGGAACACCUGUUUGUAAAAAGGACCUGAGUGGCCUCAGUCCCCUGCUACUUGAUCAGUCUCCAGUUCCUGAACAGUUACCGCAGCCAAACUUUGAUGACAAAGGGGAGAAUCUUGAAAACAUAGAACCUCUCCAGGUAUCAUUUGCAGUUCUGAGUCCACUUAGUAAGUCUUCAAUCUCUGAGACUCUUUCAGGCACUGAUAACUUUAGUUCUUCAAAUAACCAGGAGAAAAUAUCCCCUUGUAAAGUUGGUACAGUAACACGGACCUCUAAGAGAAGAAGUAAGUUGAUCGAUUUUACAGAAGAGACUGUUUGCAACUUACUUAAUACAGACACUCAGCCUUGUAAAGAAAAGAAAACUAGAAGGAGGAAAUCUCAAGAAAACAAGCGCAACAAUAGAGCACCUCCUAAAAGGAAUCAGGCUUUAAAAAGUUCCAGAAAGAAGAAAGGAAAAGGAAAGAAAACUGUUCAGAAGUCUUUAUAUGGAGAAAGAGAUAUUGCUUCUAAGAAACCUCUCCUGAGUCCUAUUCCUGAGCUCCCCGAGUUCUCUGAGAUGACACCUUCAGCUCCCAGUACCCGAAGGAUGGGUUCAGAUUAUUUCAGCUUAAAUGGUGAACUUGAAGAAGUGCAAGUUCUUAAAAGAAAGAAUCUUUUGCCUCAGAACCCAAGAGGCGUGCAGUUGAUCCAAGGCUUUAAUCAGCAGGAUGUGUCUGAAUUCUGCAGCUCCUACGUGCACGACUGCUUGCCUCUUGUUAGUGAUACUCUUGGUCAAGAUGCAAAUAUAAAUACUAUAAAAGUUAAUGAAGAUAAAAAUAUUCCAAAAGCAGAAAUUGAGUUGGAAAGUGAAAAUGAACUUCAACCUGGGACAGAGAAUGGAAACAGUCAGAUGUCUUGUGCUGUGAUGGACCAAUACAUCAUGUCAGAUUAUUCAAAACCUGGUUUUAUUCAGCAGUCCCAGGAAUUUGUUGCUGGUGAGCAAAAUACUGGAAAUCUUUUCCAAAUUUUUAAAAUUUCAGAAGAUAAAAAUAUAAAAUGUGAAAAACAGGAUGUCUUACUAGCUUCGGAAGGAGAACUGUACACCCAGCAUUUAAUGCCUGACUCACAAAAAGAAUUUGAUUGUCCAGAAGGUAUCUGCAUUGAUAGUAUAAAAGAAAGCCACAAUGGAAGUGAGGGUUCCGAAAGAAACAACCCCAAAAGUAGCAGCAGUGUGAAUUGUAGAGAAAGGAAGCAAAGACGACGUUCUGCGUGUUACUCCCAUGGUCAGAAUUUAUAUUUGGAGAAAAAUGAAAAUCACCACGCUGGUGUGAAUGACUCUGUCGAAAUUGGUUUAGAAAAUGCUGAAUUGUAUAAAGAUUUAUCUGACUCCAUAGAGCAAACCUUUCAGAGAACAAACAGGGGCACAAAAGUCAGACGGAGCACCAGGCUGCAAAAAGAUUUGGAAAAUGAAGGGCUUGUGUGGAUUUCCCUUCCAUCUCCUUCUGCUUCCUGCACGUCCCAGAAAACCAAAAGGAGAACCAUAUGUACAUUUGACAGCAGAGGGUUUGAAAAUCUGUCCUCCAGGAAAGAAACUCUGCCCUCUAGACAGAAACCAGGUAUGCUGCCCUCUGACUCGGGAAAAGAAAACAGUGAGGACUUUACUGCCAUUUUGUCUGAUUUACCAGGCAAGAGGAGGAAGAGCUUUUGUACAUCUACACUUUCAAAUACUAAAAAUACUACUCAGUCAAAAUCCUACAAAAGAAGAACCUCUUUCAGCCAAAAAGGAGAAAAUUCUAAAUGAAAUUCAGAGAUGUAAAGCAAAAACUGACAUUUGCUGCCGGACACUUGACAGGAGAGAAGGUAACCAUCCAUUGGGAGAAUCUCAGUCUAGUUCCCGUCCUGUGUUCAACUUCAGUGCUUUACAAAUUUCAAAUAAAGUCAUAUGAGUUGAACCUACUUUUAACUAGUUAUAAGUGAAUUUCUUCAUUCACAAAAUAUUCUGCUAAAUAUGUCUUUCCUCCCCAAAAUGGCAAAUGCUUUAUUAGUAUUUUGCAAAAAAGAUGGUUUGGGGAUCCAGCGCCCUAUCUCUUACUUUUUAUUUCACAUUAGUACCUAUUUACCACUGAAGGUAGUGACUCCAGGGUAAAAAGCAUCUUUUACAAUUGACUCAUUUUAUCUGGAUGAGAAUUUUCUUUAAAAUUACAAAUUGAUAGAAUUAUGGUAACUUUGCGAAAUUGAAUGUAAUAUAAGGUCGAAAACGAAAAGGAAAUGUAGGGCAAGAUGGGAGUUUUAUUUUAAAACACUACAAAAAAAUUUGCUUAAAAGUUGAACAGGAAAGAUGGAAAUUACAAAACUAGCUUUCCCUUUAGGUUAAAAUUCAGAAAACUUAUCAUGUUGCUUUAUCUUGAUUGAAAUCUUACACAUGAAAUUUUAGAAAAUUCUUUCAGUGGCAAGAAUAUUGUAAAUCUUUAUAAAUAACUAAUGUAAGAGUCUCUUUUUCCUUCAAACGAGGUCCUUACAUGCGUUGGUGGGUGAAAACUGGAGGAUUGGUCUUUGAUGAAAACAUAGCAGUUUAGUUGAAGACUCAGCUCCCUGAUUACUCAUGUUUGUCACAGGUAACUUAGGAUUCAGUUCUCCAUUAAAAAAGCUAAAAUCCAUCAACUCGUAAGGGUCCUAGAAAAUUAAUUUACUAACUUGAACCAUGGUGCUGGGUUGCUGAUUUCUUUGUUAAAGUCGCAUUUUCCAGUACUUUUCCUGUACCAGUAUUGUCACAUGUCUCUGACUUUUAGUAAAGCAGCAGCAAUGUAGCCUGUCCUAUUGUGGUGACAGAGGUUUGAAUCUAAUCUAAAUUGCUGUAUAGCUGGAAUGUAUGAAUGCUCAUAAAUCAUUGUAUCAUUAAACAAUUGUCUUUGAAAUCCUUUAAAUCAUUAAACUCUCCAUCUUGCCAUGAUAGCAGAAACAUGUUAACAAAUAGAGCUCUCUAUAAAUAACACAACAGGGAAGAAAACUCCUGCUGAGAGGCCCAUUUCCUCUCCUUAGAUAGAGACUAUUUGUUACCUUCUUGGCACCAAUAGGUCUGGAACUCCUGCUGCUAAAGACUAAUGUAUUUUACAUUAACACUCAAAGUGAUCCCCAAUUUCUCCUGCUAAAGGGUGGAUUGUUUAAAAAUUCUUUUUAUCUUUACACGUAAAUUAUUUAUUGAUGUUUGCCCCUCUCACUUUUAGAGUUUGGUGUAGUUGGCAUAUCCAUACCACUGAAAACAAACUGAGAACUGAUAACAGAAUUAACUUUUUGUGAAGCUUUUUGGUUUUGAUAAUUAAAAAAACAUUCAGAAUUGUAAGAUGCUAGAAGGUUUGCUUUAAAAAAAGUGUUCUCUAAUAGAAAGGCUGAAUCUAUUGAUUGUUUUCUCCCCCUUUUUACUGUAUAUUUCAUAUGGUUUUGAUUGUAUUGUGUAUUUUGAAAACUUCACAUCUUGUUUUAUUCUUUGAAAAGUGCUAAUGAGGAUGAGGAAAACAUUUUGAUCUGUGACUUUUGACUUGAUUUUUAAAGUGUAAAAUUGUUGUUUUCUAGUAUCUACAGUUAAAAAUAUAAAUGCAAUUUAAAAUAUAAAUGUAAGUUCUGUUGGUCUCAGAAUGUUUCACUUCAAACAUUUCAUAUAAAUGUUUUGUUGUUUGUAAAUAACAAAGAGGCAGCUUUUCUGAAAGGCUCAGGUCUGACAAAUCAAAACAGCUUAGGCACAUUUUUCUCCUAGUCUCACUUGCAUCAUAUUUGCAAAAAGUUAAUGAUUCCAUGCUUUAUGAUGCCUGUUUAAGCUGUUUGUUUUAUUAAUGGUUAGAUCAGAAUAAUGUCUUUCUGCCCAAUUUUUUUCUAGACUUCAUUGUAACCCCUGCCUGACAUUUUGUCCAGAAUGUCUUCUUGUACUUGUCCUGCUCCUGUAGAUUCUUGUUUGCUCCAGAAGAUGGCAGCAAGACAUCUGACGUUCUCUGCCUGUGUGGUUACCUUAAAGCAGGGCAGCUAGCUCUUAAUUGUCGCUGUGGCAGCUUCCCUGUCACCUUGUUUUGACUCAUUUUUAUUACAAAAGUAAUAUGUUUACCGAAAAAAAUAGAGAACCAUGCAAAAUUAAAAACUUACUUCCCCCACCCCAUGCAUGCAUCCUAUAGCCACACCUUCCUCUCCCCAGCUUCCUAUUCUGGAUACCACUAACUGGUGUCCACCCUCCAGACCUCAGCUGAGUAAACCUAAAUAAAGGUUCUGAAUUUUCUAGUGGAAUUGUUAUAGAGCAACCCCGAUAUCAACCGGGUUCCUGGCUGUGGGUCCUCACCCGUGCGCUUUAAAGGGACUUUUGAAUACUCUACUAUAGACACACACAAAAGGGUUAAUAAAAGGUUUAUUUACAAGAGAAAAGGAAAUAAGGAAAAUGUACAACUCAGGGAGAAAAUAGGGAAAUAAAGUCUUUAAUGCGUCCUACCCGAUCCGAGGACCUGGAAACCCAAAGUCACUCUCAGAGCUGGCCGGACGCUGCGAGCUGGUUGAGAGCCAAAAUGGGGGAUCCCCAAAGCCCACAUGUCUGCCUUUUGUAUCCACCUGGCUGCUUAACCCCACCCUCAGGUCCCAGCCACCUUCCCUUUGGUGGUGAUGGGAUUUGGAGUUCCCAGUGUCUUUGGCUUUGACCUGGGGUGGGGGUGGAGUCCACAAAGCCUAUAUGGAAUUUGCUUUGGGACAUCCUUUUCCCCCUAACAGAAUCAUUACAUGCACCUUCUACAACUUGAUUUUUGAAUUCAACAAAAUGCUAUGGGCAUUCUUAGGGACAGCCGUGUUGCUACUGCAGAGCCCCUGCAAAGAAUUCGAUACUUUGAAAAUCUCUAAUUUAGCCAUCUCCUUACUAAUGGAUGCAAUUUUUGCCUCUAAUUUUUUUUUUUUUUUUGUUAUUGAAAAUUGUGUCACAUUGUACUUAUGAGACCGAUUCUUUUAAAUUAAAUGGUUCUGAAGUUCUUGUCUGUAGAGCUUACCUGGCCAAGUCCCUUUUUAAAGAUUUUGGCAUCCUUGUCCUUUGUCCUAUUCUUCUGCCACUUACUGUCAUUUCGCUUCUAUUUUCUUUCACUGCCCUCAUUGGCACUUAAGCUGUAGAAUUGAGGGUGAGGUUUAGAACUAGCAUAAGAAGGAGGAAAUUAUUAAUACCUGAUUUAUGCUUUAGAUUGAAAGAGCUGUUUGUUUUUUUAAGUCAGGUUGAUUGAGGUAUAAUUAAAGUAUGAUAUUUAGUCACCCUUUUAUAUCUUUACUUUUUGCAAAUCCAUAUGACCCUGCAGCUACUGCCAGAGUCAAAUAACAACAUUUCCAUGACCCCCAAAGAAGUUUUCUCCUAUACCUCUUUACAGUCAGUCCCCUGGCCCUAGAAAUCACUCAUUUGAUUUCUGUUCUCAUAGCUGUGCCUUUUUUGGAAUGUUUUAUAAAUGAGGUCACAAAGUAUAUGUCUUUGUGUCUGCCUUUAAUUUAGCACAAUGCUUUUAAGAUCCAUCCAUGUUACCUGGUGUAACUAGUUGACUCCGGUUUAUUGCUAGGUAGCAUGCCACUUUAUGGGUGUACCAGUGUUUAUCCAUUCAUUCUCCAACUGAUGGAUAUUUGUAUUUCUAUUUUUUGACUAUUACAAAUAAAGCUGCUAUAAACACUGACAUAUGGAUUCUUUUUUACAGACACAUGUUUUCAUUUAUCUUGAUAAAUUCUUAGGUGUGGGAUUCCUGGGAUGUGUGGUUGGAUAUAUUUAAUGUUUUAAGAAACUGCCAAGCUUUUCCAUAGCUUCCAUGGCUGCUCCAUUUUGUGUUCCCACCUGCAAUGCUGUUUCAGUUGCUCCAUGUCUUCAAUUUCCCUAAUGACUGAUCUUUUUUUGACUAUUAAAUCUUUCCCUGUGCUUAUUUGCUAUCCUUUUCAUUUCUUCUUAUUUGCUAUCCUUUUCAUUUCAUUGAAGUGUCUUCAGUCGUCUACCAGUGUUUUCCUUUGUUGUUGUCUCACUGAGUUUUGUGUUUAUUUGGGACAAUUGGAUAUGUCUUACAUGUAUUUUCUCCCAUCUGGCUUACUUUAUUUUCUUAACAAUGUCUUUUGAAGAGAAGAUUAUAAUUUUGUUAUGAUCACAUUACCAGGUUUUUGAAAUGGUUGAUGUUUUUGUGUUCUAAAGAAAUCUUUGUCUGAUUCAAGGACACAAUGAUUUUCUACUGUUUUCUUAUAGAAGUUUUAGUUUUACCUGCCAUUUAGGUCUUGGGUCCACUUGGAGUUAAUUUUUAUAUAUUUAAGAUAAGGGUGUUUUAAAAUGGAAAUCAUUACUGUUGAAAGUUUAUGCAUUCUUCAUUGAAUUACAGUGGCACCUGUGUUGAAAUCAGUUGAUCUUCUGUAUGUUUAGGUCUAUUACUGAGCUUUGUUCCAUUGCUCUUUAUGUCUGUUCUUAAACCAACAUCAUACUUCUUGAUUAAAAAUUUUUUUUUCUUUGCUGUGAAUCUUUAUUAUAGUUUAUGCUUAAAGUUCUUGAGGG